Molecule: messenger RNA, 726 nt
Organism: Symbiodinium necroappetens
Lineage: Eukaryota; Dinophyceae; Suessiales; Symbiodiniaceae
Source: the annotation of a GenBank genome assembly
AUGCCCAAAGUGGCAUUCCUCAAGGUGCCGAUAGCUUUUCUAUUGCUUCUUGCAGGAGCUUCGGAGUUUGAGGCUUCGCCGGAUGAGGCGCCCCGGUCCACUGUGACAGCGGAGGCCGUGGAACGCUACCAAGCUUCCAUUCGUGCCCGAAUGGCAGGAGCAGAUGCCUUGCCUGACAAAGCAGAUGACGAAUGGACAAGCUCUGAUUCUCUUCGGAAGGACCUCAUAGGGCUCGUUGGGGGCGUCUCAGAGAAUGCGACUGCGCUGGAGGUUGGCUCCUAUUUUGGGUACACAACGCGGAUUCUCAGUCAUCUCUUCAAGCGCGUGAUCGCACUUGAUGCCGUUCCUGAGCUCUUGCAGGCAAACCGGGACUACAACUAUGAUCGAGACAACAUCCUGUAUAUCAGGUUCCACACUACCGACCAUGACUGGGGUAUCUUCAAUUUGAACAGCAUCCAGGUUGUGUUCCUGGAUGCAUCUCAUGACUUUGAAACUGUCAUGCAAGAUAUUGACAACUGUCUUCGAAUCCCCACCGUCAGUCUCAUCAUUUUCGAUGAUUAUGGAGCAGAAGAAGGGGUGCGGCGAGCUGUGCAGCAAUUCGUCUCGGCUGGCCGACUGCGCCCGGUGGCACUGCUGGGCGAGGGGGCUGAGGGCCCCUGGCGCCUGCGCGACGGCCGCGAGGUCAAGGAGCGCGAGGCAAUAGCCUGUGAGGUGCUGCGACGAUGA